Molecule: messenger RNA, 1465 nt
Organism: Acanthopagrus latus (yellowfin seabream)
Lineage: Eukaryota; Metazoa; Chordata; Actinopteri; Spariformes; Sparidae
Gene: rbp1.1
Product: retinol binding protein 1, cellular, tandem duplicate 1
Exons: 6
Coding region: 415-819 (134 amino acids)
Biological process (GO): fatty acid transport
Cellular component (GO): nucleus; cytosol
Molecular function (GO): fatty acid binding
Source: RefSeq, a predicted model, not a curated record
UAAUGGGGUCAACUCUGGGCCGAGACUCACACACCAACCAAGUUUGGCGGAAAACCUUAACGUGGUUUUUGUGAAAUCCUGCCCACAAACCAACCGACCAACAAACGGACAAAGAUGUGAACAGAAACUCCUUGGCGGAGCACUCCUCCAGUGGCAGUUCGUCGUCGGUCUGUCCAGGUUCCUCAUCAUCUUCCACACACUGUGUCUGUGGCCUGCAUUUUUUAUUUAUUUAUAUAUUUUUUUUUCACCGACGGAUUUAAAGUAAUCCUGACAGUUGCUCAGCUACAGGAGGUGUUUUCUCACCGGGGCCGAUGGCUGGAAGCGCCACUGUUCUGCACUCAGCCACAAGUAGACAUCCACAGCAGACCUCCUCGAUCACUGGAAGUAAGGAAAGCAGCAGAGAAAACAGCCAAGAUGCCUGUCGAUCUGAACGGAUAUUGGAAAAUGAUUUCCAGUGAUAACUUCGAGGAGUACCUGAAGGCCCUUGAUGUCAACGUUGCCAUCAGGAAGAUCGCCACCUUGUUGAAGCCGGACAAGGACAUCACGCACGACGGGGACCACAUCGUCAUCAAAACCCUCAGCACCUUCAAAAACUACAACAUGGACUUCCAUGUGGGCAAAGAGUUCGAGGAGGAUCUGUCCGGAGUGGACGACAGGAAAUGCAUGACCACCAUCACCUGGGAGGGAGACAAGCUGGUGUGUGUGCAGAAGGGGGAGAUCGAAGGCAGAGGCUGGACCCACUGGGUGGACGGAGAUGAGCUUCAUCUGGAGCUGAGAGCUGGAGGAGUCGUCUGCCAUCAGAUUUUCAAGAAGAGCUAAGAUGGCGCUCGCGGAACGAGACGGUGCCCCCGGCUGACACUCGCUCCCCAGAAACACACCAACCACAUCACACGCCUCCGACGCACCAUCCGACUUCCCUUUGGUCCAUGCCAAACCCUCACCUGUUCCUCUCUGUUACAAUCUAAGCUAUCUUUGUCACGUUUGACAAAAAAAAAACAAAAAAACACCAACACACCAGCCAUUCUCUGCCAAAGCCAAUUCAUAUUAUCACACAAGUCAUUCCAGUGAGGUCAGCCUGUGCAUCACGUACCAUCACAUGAUGCAUUACUGUAUAUCUGUCUCAGGGUGGGUGCUCUUUUGAUUAACGGGUUAAUGCAUACUGCUACUGUAGGUGUAGCUGAUCUGAUGGGUUAGCCAGAUUGAUGGUGCUGAAUUGACCAGUGGGGGAAGUGAGAGAGAACGGUGAUAAGCUAAUUGAAAAGGGUUAAUCCUGGUGUAGUUCUCUUGAACGACAGCGGUGGGCGGUAGACGACGAGGCUAUGAACAUGAUUGAGGGCUUUGCCACUGCUUAGUCUCCAGAAUGGAUAGCAGAUAGGAUGUGUGUGUUUAUCCCUCCAGGUUCCUUUUGAGACCGCGCCAUCGAUAGUAAAAUGAAUCAAUCAAUAAAGUAAACAGUGCUCAAUUA